Molecule: messenger RNA, 1880 nt
Organism: Eublepharis macularius
Lineage: Eukaryota; Metazoa; Chordata; Lepidosauria; Squamata; Eublepharidae
Gene: CFAP45
Product: cilia and flagella associated protein 45
Exons: 12
Coding region: 138-1772 (544 amino acids)
Source: RefSeq, a predicted model, not a curated record
AAGUGGAAAAGUCAUUUCCGUCCCAUAGUGGAACGUCGGGGAGACGUUGAGCGUUCGCGUUGCUAUGGUAACAGGACAACAAAAGCCAGAGGAGGCGAAGACGGAGGCGCCUCCAUAGCCUGAACCUGCGUCCGGAGAUGUCGGGCAGUGAGUGCAGGUCAGCGAGUUCUAACUCCAGCAGGUCCCGUUCCCAUGUGCGCUACAGAACAAAGGCCUCCAGUUCAGAGGUAGACGAAAGCCUCUUUGGGAAGGCCAAGAAGCUCCAUCUACCCCACGUUGGCAGCCCCAUUGUGGUUCUCCAAGAUAUUGGCAAAGCAGGGAAGUCGCUCGGCUGGGGACGCAAGCCCGAAACAAUUCGAAUCAUCACCAGGGACUUGAUCCGGGACCUUGUCGUGCCCAAAACAGACCCUUCAGGAGAGUCCCUAAUCAUGAGCCCGUAUGACUUUGACCGCAUCAAGGAAGCAUCCCGUGUCUGGACCAAGGAGGAGCGUGAAGCGAGGCAAGCAGCUCUCAAGGCAGAGCGAGAAGCCAUCAUGGUCUCAGUGAACGAGCGAAAGAAGUCCAUGCAGCAGAAGGAGAUCUUGCGGAAGAAGAACGAGAAACUGAAUGACUUGGAAGAGGAGGCCAAGGAACGAGCGCAGUAUCUGUUGGACCGGGCCGCCAACCUGCGCAUGGAGCAGGAAGAUGAGAUCAAGAGGCUCAAUGAGGUCAUCCUGGAAGCCAAAUGCCAUGCCAUCCGAGAUGCCCAGAUUCUGGAGAAGAAGCAGAUCGAGAAGGAGAUGAAUGAGGAGGAAAUGCGGCUGGCUCGGAUGAUGGAGGUGGAGAGGCAGAAGGCCAGCAAGAUGCAAGAGGAGCUGGAGCAGAAGCGGAAGGAGGAGUUGUUCAGGGGGAGGCGCCACAUCACCGAGCAGAUCGAGAAGAACGAGGAGCUGCGUGCCAUGAAGGCCGAGCAGAGGGACCUGGAGGCCCAAGAUAUGCUCGACUAUCUGGAGCGGCUGCAGCUCGAAGACGAGCAGGAGAUGGAUCGCAAGAGGCUGGAGCAGCUGAGGAUCCAGGCCGAGAUUAAGCGCAUCAACGAUGAGAACGAGAACCGCAAGCAGGAGAGGUUGGAGCAGGAGAGGAUGGCCGACAUGCGGGUGCUGGAGUACCAGCAGCAAAAAAUGGCACGGGAGGCGGAGUUUGAAGCCGAGCAGGAGAGGAUCCGCCGGGAGAAGGAGAUGGAGACAGCCCGUCUGCGGGCUUUGCAGGAGAAGGCCCAAGAUCACCAAGCGGAGCAGGAUGCACUGAGGGCCAAGCGCAACCAGGAGGCGGCCGAGAGGGAGUGGCGCCGGAAGGAGAAGGACGCCACUCAGAAAAAGGUGCAGACGGAAGCCAUGCUGAAACAGAGCCGCCUGGAGCAGGUGGCCAAGAAGGAGCAUGACCUGGCUGUGCAGGUGCAGCGAGACAGGGCCGAGUUCGAAAGGAUUGUCAGAAUCCAACGGGAGCAGAUUGAAAAGGAGCGGAAGGAGCACGAAAAGCGCGUGGCUCUCCAGCUGACCCACGCCGAUGAGAUCCGGCGCCAGGUGCGUGAGCACCAGCAGAAGCAAGUGCAAGAGCGCAUCGCCAUCUUCGAGGAGGGCAAGCGGCUCAAGGAGGAGGAGCGCCGGCGCAGCGAGCGCCUCAGCGAGAUCAAGCGGAAGAAGUUGGACGAACUCCGGGCCGUCGGUCUCCCUGAGAAGUACUGUGCCGAGGUGGAGCGCAAAACAUACAAACAGUCAGCCACGGUGCACUGAAUGGGAAAGGGGUCCCCCCUCUUCGACCCCCGUAGACUCUUAGUCCAUACUCUAGAUUUCUAUUUUCUUACUUUCUCUAAAUAUUUUAUGAAUAGAGCUAUUUCUGGA